Morus notabilis is the source of this 3021-nucleotide messenger RNA. RefSeq names its product kinesin-like protein KIN-14N. Gene Ontology annotation, biological process: microtubule-based movement. The transcript has 16 exons. Lineage: Eukaryota; Viridiplantae; Streptophyta; Magnoliopsida; Rosales; Moraceae. The record is from RefSeq and is a predicted model, not a curated record. Gene Ontology annotation, molecular function: microtubule binding; ATP binding; microtubule motor activity. Bases 264 to 2555 code for a protein of 763 amino acids.
UUCAAAUGGCUUCCAAGGAAAACUAAAAACCAGUCUCCAUUUCAACAACCACAACUGAAAAACUCCAUCAAGUUUUCCACUUUGGUCCUCAGUCUCAUUCUUCAUUCUCUUUAGCUUCUUGGGUUUCUCUUGUUUUCCUCAUUUGCGUUGUUUUUUGUUUUGUUUUGUUUUUUUUUUUUUUUUUGGGGGUGAUGAAGUGAGUUUGAGAAGAAGUGAGAUUUGGGGUUGAAAAAAAAAAGGAAAAAAAAAAAGAAAAGGAAAAAAUGGUUGGUACGGCAACAAAAAAUGGAAGAACAAGACAAGCGUUUUCUUUGGUAAAUGGAGGAUACGACAUGAGUCCAAGUAGUGCUCCGCCGAGUAAUGCUGGUUCAGAAUGUGGUGGUACUGAGUUUACUAGAGAAGAUGUUGAAGCUUUGUUGAGGGAGAAGCCCAAAAGGAAGGACAAGUUUAAUCUCAAGGAAAAAUGUGAUCUUUUGACUGAGUACAUAAAAAGGCUAAAACUUUGCAUCAAAUGGUUCCAAGAGCUUGAGACAAGCUAUGUAUUUGAGCAAGAGAAGUUACAGAAUAGGUUGGAGAAGGCUGAGAUGAAAUGCGGCGAAACCGAAAUCCAACUGAGAAAUAAGGAAGAAGAACUGAAUUCCAUAAUUCAAGAGCUCAGGAAGAAUUAUGCUUCUUUGCAAGAGAAAUUCGAGCAAGAAGAAUGCGAUAAAUUGGAAGCAAUGGAUACACUCACAAAAGAAAGGCAUGCCAGACUCGACAUUGAGAGAUCGCAGAAUAGCCUCUCGGAAGAGCUUGGGCGAGCUCAGCGAGAGCUCUCAAGUGCUAAUCAAAAGAUAUUGUCGCUUAAUGACAUGUACAAGCGGUUGCAAGAUUACAUUGCUAGUUUACAGCAAUACAACAGUAAGCUACACACAGACCUCUCUACUGUUGAGGACGACCUUAAGCGCAUAGAAAAAGAGAAGGCUAGUAUGACGGAGAACCUAAACAAUUUAAAGGGUCAGCUAACAAUGUGCAAAGUAUCUCAUGAUGAGGCUGUAAAGCAGAGGGAUGCUUUGGUCAAUGAAGCCGCGGGCCUUAAAAUGGAGUUGCAACAGGUCAGAGAUGAUCGUGACCGCUUGAUACUCCAAGUGCAGAAUUUAACAGACGAAGUCGUGAAAUAUAAGGAAUAUACGGAGAAUUCUUGUUCUGAAUUGGAUACCCUGACAGAAAAAACAAAUCAACUAGAGGAUAAAUGUUUUUCACAAAGUAACGAGAUAAGUACAUUGAAGGACCAACUAAUGAAUGCGCAAGAGAAACUUCAGGUGACAGUGUCCGACAUAUCUGUAUUGGAGACAAAAACAGAAUAUGAAGAACAGAAAAGGCUCAUAAGUGAAUUACAAAGUCGCCUGGUGGAUGCGGAAUUUAAACUUGUUGAAGGAGAGAUGCUGCGCAAAAAGUUACAUAAUACCAUUCUGGAACUGAAAGGCAACAUUCGGGUAUUCUGUAGAGUGCGACCAUUGUUGCCCGAUUAUGGUUCUUUUGGUGAAGGGAAGGUUAUCUCUUAUCCCGCAUCAAUGGAAGCUCUGGGCCGUGGCAUUGAUUUGGUGCAAAGUGGGCAAAAACAUUCUUUCACGUUUGACAAAGUUUUCAUGGCUGAGGCGUCACAAGAGGAUGUCUUUGAAGAAAUUUCACAGCUUGUUCAAAGUGCACUUGAUGGUUACAAGGUCUGCAUUUUUGCCUACGGGCAAACGGGUUCAGGCAAAACUUAUACCAUGAUGGGUAAACCAGGACAGCCUGAGCAAAAAGGGUUGAUACCUCGUUCGUUGCAACAAAUAUUUCAAACUAGACAAUCACUUCUGUCACAAGGUUGGAAAUACGAAAUGCAGGUUUCGAUGCUGGAGAUAUACAACGAGACCAUUCGCGAUUUGCUAUCUACAAAUAGAUCAUCCCUAGAUCUUUUGCGAUCAGAAAAUGGUAUCGGUGGUAAGCAAUACACUAUCAAACAUGAUGCGAACGGGAACACACAUGUAUCUGAUCUUACAAUUGUGGAUGUUCGUAGUGCUAGAGAGGUCUCCUAUCUUUUAGACCGGGCUGCACAAAGCAGAUCUGUAGGCAAGACCCAAAUGAAUGAACAAUCAUCAAGAAGUCACUUUGUUUUCACACUACGCAUAUCUGGUGUUAAUGAGAGCACUGAACAACAAGUACAAGGUGUCUUGAAUCUCAUUGAUCUUGCCGGGAGUGAGCGCCUUUCUAAGAGCGGCUCUUCUGGGGACCGUCUGAAAGAAACCCAAUCAAUCAAUAAAAGUCUGUCGUCCUUAAGCGACGUCAUAUUUGCCUUGGCGAAGAAAGAGGAUCACGUACCUUUUAGAAACUCAAAGCUUACAUAUCUUCUUCAGCCAUGCCUUGGAGGUGACUCAAAGACUCUCAUGUUUGUGAACAUCUCUCCUGAACUCUCCUCUGCAGGCGAGUCGCUCUGCUCGCUUCGUUUUGCUUCUCGCGUAAAUGCUUGCGAGAUUGGUGUUCCGCGGCGUCAAACCAACAUCCGGUUUUCAGAGUCGCGAUUGAGCUACGGUUGAUCUUCAGUGGUAUAGUUAUAUUGAGAGAAAAAAAAUAUAUUCUAAGCAUAUCAAUGCUCUGCAUCUGCAUCACUAGUAUUAGAGAGUGAAGUUCCAGAGUGAUUCUAACAUAGGUGUAUUUGUACAGUGAGCAAAAUACCAUGUUGUACUAAAUACCAUUGGAAGGUUUGAUUUUCUAAUUUCUGGAAAUCUAAUGAGCUUAAUUUCUUCAACAAUGUCCUUAAUGCUUUUGGCUGCCUUUAAUUUAGGCUUGUACGCAGUUCGGUUUUCUGCAGAGGCAGAACCGAAGCUGCGACAGUUGGAAAUGCCUAACCGAAACCGACUGUCAUGUGUAGCGGUUGGUUCGGUUUUCAAACUGAAAACAGUCGGUUCCCUUGGAUUAGUUGGAAUUUGGUGUCAUUUGCCUCGCCGGUUAUUUUGAUUGUGGCAGUUUUCAUGUACAAGGCUUUUCUAUAAUUGAUGAAGU